This is a messenger RNA of Coniophora puteana RWD-64-598 SS2, 706 nucleotides long. RefSeq lists its product as uncharacterized. Lineage: Eukaryota; Fungi; Basidiomycota; Agaricomycetes; Boletales; Coniophoraceae. The transcript has 2 exons. The record is from RefSeq and is a predicted model, not a curated record. The annotation marks the transcript as partial.
GUUACCGGUAUCAUAGCACCCCGCCGCCUCCAUGCUUGUGCCCAGCCUGCACGUCGUACCCCAUGCCGACCGCCGUCUCUCAUAUCCAGCGCGUUGACGUCGAGACGUGCGAAGGAAGUCGGUCUUCUGAUGCAGGUCUGUUGAUGCACCACAUCAAGCUCCCCCGCACGCCCGUCUGCCUCAACGCGGUUUUGCGGGACACAAUUCAAGUCGAUUCACUCCCCAACUUUGCAGGUGCUCUUGUCGAACACGUCUGCAAGGGCAUCAAGUGCAAAGGACCUGGGUAAGUUCACAUCUCUGUCUCGAUCCAGCUCAGUGUGGUAUGACCACGAGCAGAGGAUGCUCCGUGUGGAGUACAAGAAGGUGGACAGUUGUCGGAUUCUGAGUCCGCCGUUGUUGGUGCCGUUGUUUGCGGGGUCGGCUGGCGCUGAUAUGACGACGGCAGCGUCGUCGUCAUUGUCACCGCAGAUGAUUGCGUGCGAGCUCCGCUGCAAUCUCGACACGGGUGGCGGCGCUGGACAUCACGCGGACCCGCCGCCGCAGACCGUGAUGUGUCUGCGGCAGCACCGGCUGUCCGCCGGCGGCAGGGGGCUGUGGCUGAGCCUGAUGCACGACACGAUGCUCGCGACCAAUGAGCGGCUGCAGAUACCCCGAGUCGCAGGCCAAGGUCGUCUUCAUUCAAGUCGCCCUGCAGACUGCCGAAUCC